Messenger RNA from Perca fluviatilis (European perch), 4912 nucleotides. It is a transcript of the gene dnmt1, whose product is annotated as DNA (cytosine-5-)-methyltransferase 1. Gene Ontology annotation, cellular component: nucleus. NCBI's taxonomy places the organism in Eukaryota, Metazoa, Chordata, Actinopteri, Perciformes, Percidae. The record is from RefSeq and is a predicted model, not a curated record. Gene Ontology annotation, molecular function: chromatin binding; DNA (cytosine-5-)-methyltransferase activity; DNA binding. The transcript has 35 exons. Bases 154 to 4668 code for a protein of 1504 amino acids.
AUUGCUUAUAGCAUCCAUUGCAAGGAACAGCACGCAACAGGCACUCACAGUGGAGCAGCGUUGUAGUUACCAGCGGACGGUUUAAACAUUGUUUUAACAGAUUUUAAAGCAGUUUUAUCUAUUUUAUCUCACGCUUUUAGCUAGCUGUUUACCAUGCCAUCCAGGACUUCCAUGUCUCUGCCAGAGGAUGUCAGGAAAAGGCUGCAGGUGCUGGAUGAGGAUGGGAUUUCAGACGAGGAUAAUGUGAAAGAGAAGCUGAAGUUGGUGCAGGACUUUCUGCAUGUAGAUGCUCAGGACCAGCUGUCCAGCCUGGAAGAAAAGAAGAAAAAUUCAGAGAUCUCAAUGGAGGUCUACAUCUCUAAAGUAAAGACUUUGCUUGGAAAAGAGCUUCAUCUUGAAAAUGGUUCACAUGUUGAUGGUGUGGAGCAGAAUGGAAAGACUGGCUUCAUAAAUGGUUCCCACAAAGAUAAGAACAGUGAAGAUGUAACCAUGGAUGUACAGGAGGAAGAGGAGGCUGUCAAGUCACCAACUGCUUCCAAAGGGAAGGGUGGACGCAAGAGCAAGGCAAAUUCUGACCCUAAAAAGUCUCCAGCCAGUACCAGGGUUACAAGAAAUGCUGGAAAACAGCCAACCAUCAUGUCAAUGUUCUCUAAAGUUCAAAAGCGCAAGUCUGAAGACUUGAAUGGAGAAGCUACUAAUGGACAAAAUGAAGUGAAGGAAGAUGAUGUUGAGGAGUCUCGGGAGGAAAAGCGUCUUAAAGUGGAAUCAGAUGAAAGUACAACUCCAGAGAAAUCGAGUGAGAUCACUAAACCGGUUUCUGCUGUAAAGACACCACCCCUCAAAUGUACAGACUGCAGACAAUACUUGGAUGACUCUGAUCUCAAAUUCUUUCAAGGGGAUCCUGAUAAUGCGCUGGAUGAACCAGAAAUGUUAACCGAUGAGCGUCUCUCCCUGUUUGACUCGAAUGAGGAUGGAUUUGAGAGCUAUGAGGAUCUGCCUCAGCACAAGAUUACAAACUUCAGCGUGUAUGACAAGCGUGGCCACCUUUGUCCAUUUGACUCUGGACUGAUUGAGAAGAACGUGGAGCUCUAUUUCAGCUGUGUUGUGAAACCAAUCUAUGAUGACAACCCUUGCUUGGAUGGUGGUGUUCCUGCCAAGAAGCUUGGGCCCAUUAAUGCCUGGUGGAUCACUGGUUUUGAUGGUGGAGAAAAGGCUUUAAUUGGUUUCACUACAGCUUUUGCCGAUUACAUCCUGAUGCAGUCCAGCGAGGAAUAUGCACCCAUUUUUGCAGUAAUGCAGGAGAAGAUCUAUAUGAGCAAGAUUGUGGUGGAGUAUCUCCAGAAGAAUCCUGAUUCUAGUUAUGAGGACCUUCUCAACAAGAUUGAGACAACCGUGCCUCCUGCAGGGCUAAACUUCAACUGCUUCACCGAGGACACACUGCUGCGCCAUGCCCAGUUUGUGGUGGAGCAGGUGGAGAGCUACGAUGAGGCCGGUGACUCAGAUGAGCAGCCCAUCAUUGUUACUCCCUGCAUGAGAGACCUGAUCAAGCUUGCAGGCGUCACACUAGGGAAAAGCAUGCUGCUGUACUGGAGAGCUGCCAGAAGACAGGCCAUUCGUCACCCAACAAAGAUUGAGAAGGACAAGGGACCAACUAAAGCGACCACUACCACACUGGUCUACCAGAUCUUUGAUACCUUUUUCUCUGAUCAGAUAGAGCAGAAUGAUAAAGAGAGUGGUGCGGCCAAAAGGCAGCGCUGUGGUGUCUGUGAGGUUUGCCAAUCACCUGAUUGUGGCAAGUGUGCAGCUUGCAAGGACAUGAUCAAAUUUGGGGGAAGUGGCAAAAGCAAGCAGGCUUGCAAGCAGAGAAGAUGCCCAAACCUUGCUGUAAAGGAGGCUGAAGAUGAUGAGAUUGUUGAAGAGGAAGAUGUUCCAGUGGAGAAGCCCAAAAAGCUUUCUCAUGCUAAGAGGAAGAAGCAGGCACAGUGCAAACUGACAUGGAUCGGAGAGCCUGUUCAGACUGAGGGGAAGAAGCAGUACUACGGCAAGGUCCGUGUGAAUGAUGAAGUGCUAGAGGUGGGCGACUGUGUAUCGGUUUCCUCAGAGGAUCCAACCAUGCCUCUGUUUCUGGCGAGGAUCACAUCACUGUGGGAAGACAACAAUGGAAAGAUGUUCCAUGCCCACUGGUUCCUUCGUGGUGCUUACACAGUGCUGGGCGAGUCUUCUGAUCCGCUGGAGCUCGUCCUUGUGGAUGAGUGUGAAGACAUGCAGCUCAAUUAUGUGCAAGGCAAAGUUGACGUCAUGUAUAAGGCCCCAUCUGACAACUGGUUUAUGGAGGGGGGCAUGGAUUCAGAAAUCAAGGUGAUUGAGGAUGACGGGAAGAGUUUUUUCUAUCAGUUCUGGUACGACACAGAAUAUGCCCGCUUUGAGACACCUCCCAAGACCACUCCAUUAGAAGAGAGCAAGUUUAAGUUCUGUUGCAGCUGUGCUAGGACCAAAGCGAGAGAGGAACAGGAAAUGCCUCGUGCAUUUGAACCUCUAUUGGACAAAGACCAUGACUCCAAGGUUCUGUAUGCGCUGGCCCGUUUUAAGGGGGAGCAGUUCAAGGUGGGAGACAGUGUCUACCUGCAUCCUGACACUUUUAAUUUCAGUGUGAAGCCAGCUAGUCCAGUGAAGCGCUCUCAUCGGAAAGAGGAUGUGGAUGAAGACUUGUAUCCAGAAUAUUACAGGAAGUCUUCAGACUAUAUCAAGGGGUCUAACCUGCAUGCUCCAGAACCCUUCCGCAUCGGGCGCAUCAAGGAGAUCUUCUGUCACAGACGUAGCAACGGAAAACCCGACGUGUCAGAGGUCAAACUGCGACUCUGCAAGUUCUACAGGCCUGAGAACACUCACAAAGGUGUCAAAGCCAGUUACCACACAGACAUCAAUCAGCUAUACUGGAGUGAUGAAGAAGUGACUGUCAGCAUGACUGAGGUGCUUGGCCGCUGUCAAGUAGAAUAUGCAGAAGACCUAAAUGAAUCAGUCCAGGACUAUUCCAGUGGUGGACCUGACCGCUUCUAUUUCCUGGAGGCCUAUAAUGCAAAAUCCAAAAGCUUUGAAGACCCUCCUAAUCAUGCUCGCUCUGCUGUUCAUAAAGGCAAAGGAAAGGGCAAAGGGAAAGGUAAAGGCAAAGGGAAGGCUGCACAGGAACCACAGGACUCUCAGAAUGAACCACAGACACUUAAAGUGCCCAAAUAUCGCACACUGGAUGUGUUCUCUGGCUGCGGUGGGCUUUCUGAAGGCUUCCACCAGGCUGGUAUAUCUGAGACUCUGUGGGCCAUAGAGAUGUGGGAGCCUGCAGCACAGGCCUUUAGGCUCAACAACCCUGGCACCACAGUGUUCACGGAGGACUGCAACGUCUUGCUGAAGUUGGUCAUGUCUGGAGAGAAGACAAAUUCUCUGGGCCAGAGGCUUCCUCAGAAGGGUGAUGUAGAGAUGCUGUGUGGAGGACCUCCUUGCCAAGGGUUCAGUGGGAUGAACCGCUUCAACUCUCGCACUUAUUCCAAAUUCAAGAACUCACUCGUGGUCUCCUAUCUCAGUUACUGUGACUACUACAGACCCAAGUUUUUCCUGCUUGAGAAUGUGAGGAACUUUGUUUCAUUCAAAAGCUCCAUGGUUCUGAAGCUGACUCUACGCUGUCUUGUGCGCAUGGGCUACCAGUGUACCUUUGGUGUCCUUCAGGCUGGUCAGUAUGGUGUUGCCCAGACCCGCCGCAGGGCAAUCAUCCUGGCUGCUGCUCCUGGAGAGAAGCUGCCUCGCUACCCGGAGCCUCUGCAUGUGUUUGCUCCCAGAGCUUGUUCUCUGAACGUGGUGGUUGACGAAAAGAAAUACGUCAGUAAUGUCACACGAGGUAAUGGAGGAAUCUACAGAACCAUCACUGUCAGGGACACAAUGUCUGACCUGCCAGAGAUUCGCAAUGGUGCAGCUGCGUUGGAGAUUUCCUACAACGGGGAGCCUCAGUCUUGGUUCCAGAGGCAGAUCAGAGGCACACAGUAUCAGCCAAUCCUCAGAGAUCAUAUAUGCAAGGACAUGAGUGCUCUGGUUGAAGGUCGGAUGCGUCACAUCCCCUUGGCUCCAGGCUCCGACUGGAGGGAUCUGCCCAACAUUGAAGUUCGGCUGAAAGAUGGCACCAUGACAAAGAAGCUGCGUUACUCACACCCUGAUAAAAAGAGUGGUCGCAGUGGCACCGGUGCACUCAGAGGUGUUUGCACUUGUGCAGGAGGGAAUCCAUGCGACCCUGCAGACAGGCAGUUUAACACCCUGAUCCCCUGGUGUCUGCCCCACACUGGGAACCGCCAUAAUCACUGGGCUGGACUCUACGGCAGAUUGGAAUGGGACGGCUUCUUCAGCACAACUGUCACCAACCCUGAACCCAUGGGCAAGCAGGGCCGUGUUCUGCAUCCUGAGCAGCACAGAGUGGUCAGUGUGAGGGAGUGUGCACGCUCUCAGGGAUUCCCCGACACCUACCGCUUCUUUGGAAACGUCCUGGACAAACACAGACAGGUUGGAAAUGCAGUGCCCCCUCCACUCUCCAGGGCCAUAGGCCUGGAGCUUAAGAAGUGUGUCAUAGAGAGAAUGAAGGAAGAACAGGCAUCAGAGACUGUCAAACAAGAGAUGGAGGUCUCUGAUUAGACCCUUCCCAGCAAGAAUCAGUUCCACAGUUCCUGAUGCCUACAUGUCGCUAUCAUUUCUUUUAAAUACGCUUGCUUUUAACGGUCACGAAGUGGCCACCAUGGACAUUGUGUGCAGUGCCAUUCAAUGUUUUUGUUUCAAUGUGCUUUUUAAUCAUGUUGUUGAAAUGUUCACCUCAUGUGGGAUAAAUUGUAUGUAGUUUUUAUAUGUGUAAUAUUUCAAAUAAAACUUAUGAAAUUGAUAA